AGGCCGCCGCGCGAGCCGCUGGAGCCGGGUCUCGGCUACGUCGGGUUCCUCGUUCCGCGCUCGCUGAGGAGCGCCGGGGGGCAUCUUCCUCCCUCCCCAAGGCGAGCGGGAAGGCGAAACCUGCCGGCGGCUGCAGGGCUUCCAGGACCGCCCGGGAGCCGCAGCUCACCCUUUCUCCGCUGGGGCGGCGGCGGCGGCGCGCAGGGGGACUUCCAGCCGGUGCCAGGAGGGAGGGGCGGCGGGAGCGGGGGCGGCCCCUGGGCGGAGCGGGCCGUGCCGGGCGAGCGGCGGAGCUCCGGAGAGGCAGCCGCGGCGGGGCCGAGGAGCACAACCAUGCGGAGCAGGAGCAACUCCGGGGUGCGGCUCGAUGGCUACGCCCGUUUGGUGCAACAGACCGUCCUCGGGCACCAGAAUCCCGUUACAGGGCUGCUUCCGGCCAGCUGCGACCACCCCGACGCCUGGGUCCGAGAUAAUGUCUACAGCAUCUUGGCCGUGUGGGGGCUGGGCUUGGCCUACCGGAAGAACGCUGACCGUGACGAGGACAAGGCCAAAGCCUACGAACUGGAGCAGAGCGUGGUGAAGCUGAUGAGGGGCCUCCUGCAGUGCAUGAUGCGGCAGGUGGACAAAGUGGAGGACUUCAAGUACAGCCAGAGCCCCAAGGACUGCCUGCACGCCAAGUACAACACGUGCACCUGUGCCACCGUGGUGGGAGACGAGCAGUGGGGCCACCUGCAGCUGGACGCCACUUCCCUCUACCUGCUGAUGCUGGCCCAGAUGACGGCCUCUGGGCUUCACAUCAUCCACAGCCUGGACGAAGUCAGCUUUGUCCAAAAUCUGGUCUUCUACAUCGAGGCCGCAUACAAGACUGCGGACUUUGGGAUAUGGGAACGUGGUGACAAGACCAACCAAGGAAUUACGGAGCUGAAUGCCAGCUCAGUGGGCAUGGCAAAGGCAGCUCUGGAGGCCUUGGAUGAAUGUGACCUCUUUGGCGCCAAGGGGGGUCCCCAGUCCGUGAUCCACGUCUUGCCAGAUGAGGUGCAGUAUUGCCAGUCCAUUCUGCACUCCAUGCUGCCGAGGGCCUCCACCUCCAAGGAGAUCGAUGCCAGUCUCCUCUCCAUCAUUUCUUACCCGGCGUUUGCUGUGGAGGACACGGCCGUGGUGGAGAAGACCAAGGAGGAGAUCAUUGCCAAGCUGCAGGGCCGCUACGGUUGUUGCCGGUUCCUCCGUGAUGGCUACCGAACUCCCAAGGAGGACCCCAGCCGCCUCUACUACGAGCCUGCGGAGCUGAAGCUCUUUGAGAACAUAGAAUGCGAGUGGCCGCUCUUCUGGACCUACCUGGUCAUCGACGGCCUCUUCAGCGGCAAUGCGGAGCAGGUCCAGGAGUACCGCGAAGCUCUCGAGGGAGUCCUGGUCAAGGGGAAGAACGGGCUGCGCCUGGUCCCAGAGCUCUACUGCGUCCCCCUGGAGAAGGUUGAGGAGGAAUACAGCCACCCCCACACCGUGGACCGCCUACCCAUGGGCAAACUGCCCCUGAUGUGGGCCCAGUCCCUCUACAUCCUGGGCUGCCUCAUGGCAGAGGGAUUCCUGGCUCCAGGAGAAGUCGACCCUCUGAACCGCAGGUUUUCCACUGUUCCCAAGCCGGUGGUGGUGGUGCAGGUCUGCCUCCUGGCCGAGACGAAGGCCAUCCAGGCCAUCCUGCGUGAGGAGGGCAUCCUGGUGGAGACAGUGGCCGAAGUCCACCCCAUCCGGAUUCAGCCAGCCAGGAUCCUCAGCUACAUCUAUGCCCGCCUGGGCUGCAACAAGCGCCUGGGCCUCAGCGGGCGCCCCCUCCGACACAUGGGGGUGCUUGCCACUUCCAAGUUCUACGACGUUCGGAACAACAUCUUUGCCUUCACUCCUGAGUUCAUUGACCAGCAGCAGUUCUACCUGGCUCUGGACAACGAGAUGAUUGUGGAGAUGCUGCGGACGGACCUUUCCUACCUGUGCAGCCGCUGGGGCAUGACGGGGCGGCCCACCAUCACCUUCCCCAUCUCGCAGACCAUGCUGGACGAAACGGGGACCACCCUCCACCCAGCCAUCUUGGCUACACUGAGGAAGUUGCAGGAUGGGUAUUUUGGAGGGGCAAGGGCCCAGACCGGUAGGUUGUCUGACUUCCUCACCACUUCGUGCCGCACCCACCUCAGCUUCAUGGAUGCAGGGCUGGAGGGUAAGCUAUAUGCGGAUGACUAUGGGCUCUGCCCUGAGAGCUUCCAAGAGUUAGACCCCGAGGACUGGAUGCAUGGCUUUCAGUUGGCAGAAGAUGCUGAAUUCUGCGAUGACAUCGCCCAGUACCUCGACCAACUUCUCCAACACUCCGCCCCACAAGCCUGCCUCCCCCCCCCAGCUCAAAAGGGGGGGCUGAAUCGCUUCCGUGCUGCUGUCCACAGCACCCAGGACCUCCUGUCCCUGAUGUCGAAGGCAAAGGAGCUGCACGUGGAGAACAUCAACCUGUACAUCCCGUCCAAGCUUCUCCUGGACGAUAAGCCGCCUGCUCACUUGCUGGGGUCGGCCCCAAACCAGGAGGUCCAGCAGCCCGUCCUCCCGGGCAAGGCAAGUCUCCCCAAGGAUGCAAGCGGGAAGGUGGACGUCCAGGCCUUGGUGAACCAGCUCCGUGGAUGCCAGACCCUGCAGGACCAAGCCAGCUGCCUGCAUCUCCUCCACACCCUCAAGGGCCCCGACUGGGACACCGAGAUCCAUGGCACCAGCGGGGCCACCGUCAAGGGCCUCCUGGGGGAGCUCUACAGCCAAGCUGGCAGGACUUGCCAGUGGGCCCUGAUCCGCUACAUCUCUGGCAUCCUGAAGAAGAAGGUGGAGGCCCUGGACGAGGCCUGCACGGACCUCUUGUCACACCAGAAGCACCUGACUGUGGGGCUGCCCCCAGAGCCUCGAGAGAAGACCAUCUCGGCCCCCCUGCCCUAUGAGGAGCUCACCCAGCUGAUAGACGAGGCCAGCGAGAAGAACUUGAGCCUCUGCAUCCUGACGCAGGAGAUCAUGGUCUACCUCGCUAUGUACAUCCGGACGCAGCCGGCCCUCUUUGCGGAGAUGUUCCGCCUGCGGAUCGGGCUGAUCAUUCAGGUGAUGGCGAUGGAGCUGGCCCAGUCGCUCUGCUGCUCGGGCGAAGAAGCUGCCGAAAGCCUGAUGAGCCUCAGCCCUUCCCAUAUGAAGAACCUUCUUCAUCACAUCCUCAGUGGCAAAGAAUUCGGCGUGGAGCGAAGUGUGCGGGCUACGGAUUCCACCUUGACCCCAGCGGUUUCCAUCCGGGAGUUUGGGGCUGUGGGAGCCACGAAGUCGGAGCGUGCCGGCAUCGUUAAGCUCAAGAGUGAGAUCAAACAGGCUGCGGCCCUGCAUGCCUUGGAGGCCGGAGCACGCCCUGCCCAGUUGUCCGGAUCCUUCCUGGCUCCAGGCAGAAGAGAUCCCACUCAGGCCCCCGUGGAUUCCUCCGCCAAGGACGGGCGCCAAGGGCAGUGGCUGCGGCGGCGGCGGCUGGAUGGGGCCCUCAACAGAGUCCCAGUGGGAUUCUACCAGAAGGUCUGGAGGAUCCUGCAGAAGUGCCACGGGCUCUCCAUUGAAGGCUUUGUUCUCCCUUCUUCCACCACCAGAGAGAUGACUCCUGGAGAAAUCAAGUUUGCUGUCCACGUUGAGUCCGUGCUAAACCGAGUCCCUCAGCCCGAGUACCGGCAGCUCUUUGUAGAGGCUAUCCUGGUCCUGACGCUGUUGACAGAUGCUGAGGGUCCCAGCAUCGGAGGCCUGGUAGCCGUGGACAGGAUCGUGCACGUCGCAAACGACUUGUUCUACCAAGAGCAGAAAAUCCUGGGGGCCGAUGACCCCAUGCUGGAGAGGGACCCGGCCACUGGCAUUUGCAAGCUGCUCUACGACAGUGCGCCAAGUGGCAGGUUUGGCAGCAUGACCUACCUCUCCCGAGCUGUGGCCACCUGCGUGCACGAGUUCCUCCCAAGCGGUGGCUGCAUCACGCAGUGAAGCCGUCUCGGCUCCGUAGCGCCAAGAGCCCCCUUGGGGUGCAAUUCCCCGCACCCUGGAAGCCAGCAGCACAGCCAGCCGCUUUCAAGAACUGCAGCCAGCCAGAUGUGGACUCGGAGGGGCCUGGCCGAGACCUUUCCCUCUCCUGAGACCAGAAGCCAGGGGUUGCUGUUGGAUGGCUCUGGAAGCUGGAGGACUUUGCUUUCCACCUGAACCAGGAGCCACACUCUGUUCCCCGGGAGGAUCCCUCCCUUUGAGGGGCUUCCCUUAGCUCCUCUUCCCUUGAAGGGACCUGGAGGGCAACGCCAUUCCCUUCCCUGCUGGGAGGGAGGCCACUCGUGCCUGCCAGAGGGUCUUUUCUGGCAGAAAGCCCCUGAUCUCUGGCACCUGCAGGGGGGUGGGGGUGGCAGGGGCUGGUUGGGCGAGGGGACUUCCCUGGGGAGGGGGCUGAUGGCAGCAAAGUGCAGAACCUCAGGAGGGGCCCCUCUUGGCCCCCUUCACCCCUGGUCCCCCUCGGGAGCCCUUUGGGUGGGGUGCUUGGGGGCCGCUCUGGCUCACCCGCUGCACUCCGGGGCUCCUGAGGCCCCCCACCACGGAGGGGCCCCCUUUGGCUUUGCGCCACACAUUCUGGCCCCGUGGGGAGCCGCGGGCUGCGCGUCUGGCGCCUGGCGUGGCUUUCAAUAAACCGCUGAG
This is a messenger RNA of Pseudonaja textilis, 4710 nucleotides long. The record is from RefSeq and is a predicted model, not a curated record. NCBI's taxonomy places the organism in Eukaryota, Metazoa, Chordata, Lepidosauria, Squamata, Elapidae.